This is a messenger RNA of Salpingoeca rosetta, 333 nucleotides long. Its product is annotated as 60S acidic ribosomal protein P2. The transcript is spliced from 2 exons. Lineage: Eukaryota; Choanoflagellata; Craspedida; Salpingoecidae. The record is from RefSeq and is a predicted model, not a curated record. Gene Ontology annotation, molecular function: structural constituent of ribosome. Gene Ontology annotation, biological process: cytoplasmic translational elongation. The coding region runs from base 1 to 333 and encodes 110 amino acids. Gene Ontology annotation, cellular component: ribosome; cytosolic large ribosomal subunit.
AUGCGCUACGUUGCUGCUUACCUUCUUGCCGCUCUCGGUGGCAACGAGGCUCCCUCCGCCGCGGACAUCAAGAAGAUCCUUGAUGCCGUUGGUGCGUCCUGCGACGACGACCAGCUCAACACCGUCAUCUCCGAGCUCAAGGGCAAGGUCAUCGAGGAGGUCAUUGCCGACGGCCGCGAGAAGCUCGCCUCUGUCCCCAGCGGCGGUGCCGUCGUUGCUGGCAGCAGCGCCCCUGCUGGCGAUGCCGCCGCAGAGGAGAAGGCUGAGGAGAAGGAGCCCGAGCCCGAGGAGGAGUCCGAUGACGACAUGGACGGCUUCUCCCUGUUCGACUAA